This is a messenger RNA of Exophiala bonariae, 1080 nucleotides long. RefSeq lists its product as uncharacterized. Gene Ontology annotation, cellular component: nucleus; cytoplasm. The transcript has a single exon. Bases 1 to 1080 code for a protein of 359 amino acids. NCBI's taxonomy places the organism in Eukaryota, Fungi, Ascomycota, Eurotiomycetes, Chaetothyriales, Herpotrichiellaceae. The record is from RefSeq and is a predicted model, not a curated record.
AUGGCCGAGACAGCUGCAAAGCGAGUAAAGGCUGAUCCCCUCAUCAUUGGCACUCAUAAUGGCCACUUCCACGCCGACGAAGCCCUGGCCGUCUACAUGUUAAGGCUUCUGCCCGACUAUGCUUCUGCCACUCUCGUGAGAACUCGUGAUCCGGCCUUGCUCGAUUCGUGUCAUACGGUUGUCGAUGUUGGAGGAGAAUACGACGCUUCCAAAUAUCGGUUUGACCAUCACCAACGUACAUUCUCUUCCACCUUCCCCAAUCAUCAAACCAAGCUCUCCUCUGCCGGUCUUGUUUAUAUGCAUUUUGGCAAGGCCAUUAUUGCCCAGCACACCAAUCUUCCACUUGAUCAUCCCGACGUCGAAUUGCUCUACCAAAAACUCUAUGACGACUUCGUCGAAGCAGUGGACGCUAACGACAAUGGUAUCUCCAAAUACGAUGACACUCAACUCGCACAAGCCGGCGUCGAAGCUCGUUUCAAGGAUGGUGGUGUCACACUAGCCAGCCUGGUCAACGACUUGAAUCAUGAAGAUCCUCUUGCAGUCGGGGUUCCUUCCAGAAGCACUGAAGACCAGCCUCAAGCCGAGGAGGAUUAUCGGUUUGGUCAGGCUUCGACUCUGAUGGGCAAUUCCUUCCUCCGCAAACUUCAUAGUGCUGCUACCGCCUGGCUACCUGCCCGAACAAUUGUCAAGGAUGCCUUCAACUCGCGAUCCAGCAAUCAUCCAUCCGGAAGAUUGCUAGUAUUGCCCCGCGCUGGGAUUCCAUGGAAAAAUCAUCUCUACACUAUUGAGCAAGAGGCUGGUCUUCCAGACGACCAAAAUCUUCUUUUUGUCAUCUAUCCAGAGAAAGAGGACCCAGGUUCUAAAUGGAGAAUUCAAGCUGUCAGCAAAUCUUUGUCGAGCUUCGAAAAUCGUAAAAGUCUACCCGAACCAUGGUGUGGUGUGAGGGACGCUGAGUUGGAUGCCCUCCUUGGAGACAGUGUCCCAGAUGGAGCUGUUUUCGUUCAUGCCAGUGGUUUCAUUGGAGGCCACCAGACUGAAGCCGGUGUUCGCGCAAUGGCCGCCUUGGCUCUAGCAAGCUAA